UGUAUUUAAAUGUAUAAGAGAUCAGAAUGUAUAGAAGAAGCAGAGAGAGAUUAGUUGCCACGUUUGUGUCAAGGAAUGUCAUAUUAUUCAGUUAUACAGAGCAUAUUAUUAAGUAUAUUUUGGGUGGGGAAAAAUCCUCCUUAAGGUGGGAAACUUGUGUUGUGAGGGUCACCGGGUUGUUAGUUAAGGAUUCAAACUGAGGACAUCUUUUUUAGAGGCAACUGAUCGAAGAGCUCUUUCAUGACAUGAGUUAUACUCCCUUGUCUCAAAAUGAAAUUAGCUGCAUGUAGCAUUUAUGAUCUGAAACUAAAGGCUAACAAAAUUAAAGUAAUGAUGUUUCAGUGUUGGGUAUUAUAAGGUUUACUGCUGGUCAAAAUGAAAAUAGGCUUGUUUAACUAGUGUGCGACUUGGUCUGCAAAUUUGGGGAAGAGAAACAUUUCAAAAAGAUUGGGAUUGGUGAUAAUUAGUUGAAACAUCCUCAGAAUACUAAAGAGCUUUCAAGAACAGGUAAAAAGCUUUACUGCCUGAUGUGGAAGGAAUGCAAAAAAAUUCCAAGCAGUAGCUGAAAUCUAAUUAUGAAUUCCCUAUUGACCUGUUUUGUUUUCAGCUAAUAUAUUAUGCCAAUGUCUUAAGGAAGACUACAAAAUCAGAGUGAGAUAUGGCUGUUCAUUAUCUGAGCCACUUUUCAAGUGCCUUUUAGUUUUAAAUGAAAAGUAUGAAGAAAUACAUUGCACCUCCUGACUAUAACAAUAUCUUUAAUUUGGGUGACAAAAUUUUUCACAGACUUCCUCAUAUUUGUAAUAGAUGACAGUAUGUGCUCUUUUUCUGAUCUACAUUUACAUUUUAUUUGUAUUUAGUGUCAGCAAUGGUCUGGUGUGACAAACACCCCCACAACUAAGCAUAUUGAUUCAGAAGUAACUUCCACCAAAUUCAGUGUGACUCAUGCCUGCCUGAUCCAUUGCAUGCUCACUCAGAAAUAAACUAUGUUUGGUUCAAUAGGAUUUACUUGCUCAUAAACUAAGUUGUGGCCAAUCGUAGAUGAGAGAGGGCAGUAUACAAAUAAACUUUUACUUACUUACUACUUACUUGCACCCUUGGUAGGAACUACUCCUUUAAUUUUUGCGGUGAAAUCUCUGCUUUGGAGAAUGGCCAUGAGAUGGAUAAACAUCAGAAAGAUGUGUCAUCAGUUUUGUUGUGUUUUGACAACAAACCAAUUUGGUUUAUUUGAUGGAGGAAAUCAUAUGACAGAUGGAAUGCUUUGGAGGUUUGCGUCAAGGUCAUGUACAAAGGGAGCGGACUUUGUAUCAGAGGAAACACUUGCUCUGUAACUUACAUUGAGUGAGUGAGAGUCUUGGAAAUCUCAGCAUUUCUUGUAUCCUGUGCCAAGUUUACAACAAUCAAAAAUUGAUGAAAGGUAGAGCAGUCUGAAGUUCAAGAAAUCACAGGCUUGGACCAGGUUGUGCAGCAAGAGUUGAUAACAAUUGAAGUAUAGGUACUACUCUAAAUAAAACAAGUUGCACAAUAAAUAAAUAUCUAAAUAUUCCUUCAUUUGUUUGCUUAAACAUAUUUUAUUGGGAGUUUACAUAGCGGGACAGUAAAUUAUUUACCCACCCUCCCAUAUCACAAACAACAUUCUACGAUUCGAAAUGUAAUCAAUUACUAUCAAAGUCAUAUAACAACAAUGGACCAUUAUCAAUAUUCAAAGCAUGCUCAUCAAAAUGUUUUUGUUAUGAUAGCUUCCAAAAUACUUGUUAUUCCACAGAGAGCCAUGUCUAAAAUUUGCAUGUGCCGUAUAUGUUAUAAAUGGAUUACCAUACAUGGAACUUCAGAAUUGCCUUCAAACAUUUUGCUAUUAGCAAGUGGAGUUUCAGAGUUUCGGGGUCAGUUCCUCUAAGAAUGUGGGGUUUCACACUCCAUCUAAUAAGUGAUGAAAGGACAAGUCUUCUAAGCUCUUCCAAGUCAUUGCUAUCUCUAGCCUUACUGCAUACAGCAAGGUAGAUUGAAGAGAUUUAUAUAAAUAUUUUUUCCAUUGUUUAAUCAUAAAUUGAUAUAAGCUAACAUACAAGUGAGAAGGAAUAAGCCACCUUGCAAACACAGUUGUUACUUUGUUGUGGCCCAGUUCUAUCUCCUUCUUUGUCAGCAUUAGGCACCUAAUGAAGUAGUUUUAUUGCUUACACAUUUCAAAGUGGCAGUACCCAUCAUCUUUUGUCUAAUUUACUGAUUCCAUUAAAGUUCUGUUCUUUGAAUUCGUGCCUAUUAAAUGUAUGAUGGUAUCUAACUGUUUUACAAGAAACAAGCAAUAGACAUUUUUAAUACACCUUCCGUUUGGGGAUAGGAAUUCUUCUCCUUGUAUCUUGAUUCUUUGCAAACUUUCAUGCCACUUUGGUGGGCAUGAAAACUUUCUUAACUUGCCACCCAAGUGAAUCCUUGGGUUUCUGAGAAGGAACAUGAUUGACAUCUCUGCUUUGCCUUCGAACAGCAGCGAUCUAACUAAUAAAUGGCAUAUUAACCUCUUGCAAAUCAAGGGAUUAAACUGGCUUUGGAAGGUUUUGCUUGGCAACUGGCCCAAAGUGAGAAAGCUUCAGAAAGCCAAUCAAAAGGCAAGCUUCCCAUGCGCUAUGUGGUUGCUGCAUGCUGCGCUGUCUUACCAACAACCGACACAUGGAUCCAGGUUCACUCAUUUCAAAGGCAGGACAUGGAGUAGCAGAGAGAGCAUGCCCAUUUGUGAACACCCUUUCCAGAGUAUCAGAAGUUUUAUUUCAAUGGGUUCUGGCAGAAUCCCAUUCCCAGCCUUGCUCUGAUGCCGGAAUAUGUCACACCAAUGCAAGCCUCAUCCAACGAAUGGGGGAAAUCACCAAGAAGACUCAACUUGCCUGACCCUUCAAAACACUGGUCUUACCGUCAUCCGUCCCAGACCUCCACGGCAAGGAGAGGCAGUGGAGAUCAAUCCUCUAAGAUGUUCAUUUGGACCAGCGGCCGAAGCUCCUCAUCGUACAGACAUGACGAGAGAAGCUUGCCCAAUGCUGAACGCCCAAGAAAUAUUUACCAAAAAAUCAGGGAUCAUGAUCUACUGGACAAAAGGAAAACAGUCACCGCUCUCAAAGCCGGAGAGGACCGGGCCAUUCUCCUCGGACUGACGAUGAUGGUGUGUUCCAUUAUGAUGUACUUCCUCCUCGGAAUCACGCUGCUGAGGUCAUACAUGCAAAGCGUUUGGACAGAAGAGACGCAGUGCACACUCCUCAAUGUCUCCAUCACAGAAACCUUCAACUGUUCGUUCAGCUGUGGUCCAGACUGUUGGAAAAUCUCCCAGUACCCCUGCCUGCAAGUGUAUGUCAAUGUCUCCUCUUCAGGGCAGAAGUUUUUACUUUACCACACAGAGGAGACAAUUAAAAUUAAUCCUGAGUGUUCCUAUAUACCCAAGUGUGGCAAGAACUUUGAAGAGUCCCUGUCCCUUGUGAAUGUCGUUAUGGAAAACUUCAAGAAGUAUCAGCACUUUUCCUGCUUUUAUGACCCAGAAGGCACUCAAAAGAAUGUAUUGCUAACAAAACUUUACAGUUCCAAUGUGGUGUUCCACUCACUUUUUUGGCCAACGUGCAUGAUGAUCGGAGGACUAGCAAUUGUUGCCAUGGUCAAGUUGACCCAGUACCUAUCCCUUCUCUGUGAGAGGAUCCAACGGAUCAACAGAUAGAAGUUAUCAGCUCACUUCCAGGAUUGACUGACAGCUGAAAUACUGUUUCUUUCUUCUUCUUUUUUUCAUUCUUCACCAAAGAACCUUAAGUUUGUAAUGUCUACGUCUGUUCUAAGUUCCUUAUAUUUUUAUGAAGUAGAGCAAUAACGAAAAAGGCUGUUCUAUAUGCAAACGUGAUGCUUUUAUUAUGCAGGUGAUGAGAAAAGGAAUUACCGUUUGCGUUGGCCGUCUACAUGAUCUUGAUUUAUGCUGCAACUUAGUACUUCUUUUCUUCUUUUUUCUUCUACAGCCAAAAUAGGGCUCAGUGUAAAACCAUUUGCCAAGCUUUAUCUUUGAAUGCAUCAACAUUUCAGCACAAAUCCAAUUUGGAGGGAUGUAUUACAUUGCCACGUGUGUUCAUGUGAACCAUUGAAAGUUCCACUUAAGCCAGGAGAUAAGGGAGGGAUGUAAAAUGGAAGGAAGUUUGAAAAAGUAUAAAAGCAGAAGGCUGGCCAACUGAAGUGGAACUAAAAUGGAUGCCUUCAUCCAGAUAUUUCUUGCCUGUGUGGGACCCCCAGCUACCUUCUCCACUGAGGUUAAAGGUCUCAAACAAGUGCCGGACAUAUCACUGCACACUCAAGCGCCACUCCAGAGAACAUUGUCAAACUAGCAUCCCAUUGAAACCUAUAAGGCCUUUUAAUCAAGGCAAUGGGAUGCUAGUACAAUUUACUGAAUAUACUCAUGUAUAAGUCUACAAAUUAUAGUCAAAAAAUUAACCCCAAAAACCAAGGUUGACUUAUCCACAAGUCAAUGUAAGUACUGUAACUUAACACACACACAUAACACACACUUUUUUGAGUACAGUAAUGUAAGGCGAGAGCUUGGUUCACCCUGUGAGAGCCUAAAAGCAGCACUGAGUCCUUCUACUCUCUCCACCAUGGCAGCACUUCUCGACUUUUUGAAUGCAUGGGUGGGAAAAUUGCAGUAAUCGUCAGGUGAGGUACCAUUGGUACUGUCCCCUCUCUGUGGAAUGGCCCUCAACUUAUCCACAGGUCAUAUCAAAAUCUAUAACCUGCCCUUAAUUUAUACACGAGAUCAACUUAUACAUGAGAUAUGUAGUAAUUGUUUUAUGGAGUUGGGGAAAGCUCCAGAGUUCUGGACCGGGGCAAUAAUCUACAAGUCUUCAUGCUCAGGGUUAAAAUUUUGUUUCUGGUGUUUUAGAUCCAGCAAAACAUUGCUUUGCAAUAUCUUCUUUCUCCAUGAAUCAUCAUUUACCAAAGCGACAGCCAAAAAAACCAACCAACGAACACACCAACCCUCAUUCCACAAAUUUUGUCAUCUCAUUUUCUACUCCAGCCUGAGCCCUGUUGGCAGAGAUGGGACCAGAUAACACCUUGUGUGCAAGUCUAUUAUGUGCAUUUUUCUUGUAUUUGCUACCAUAUCACUGUAAAGAACUAAAAAAACAAAAAUCCAUAGUCAGCUAUUUUUUCAUUUUUUACUUCCAACUCUUUUAGAUUUUUUACUGGGUAUUUUAAAAAAAGAAUACUAGACGAGAAGACAAAAAAAAGUAUAUUCUAUUCAGUGGUGUAUUGUAAUAUGAAUAUGUUAUAUUUUAUUAUUUCUUUUAUUAACUGGAAUGUGAGCAGUACACUUCUUGUAUAUUCCCGUGUCUGGUUAAAAUCAUAAUGAAGGAAAAUAGUGCCAGAGAGCUGGAAAAGGCUUAGAUGCCAUUUUUGUCGUGGCAUUUUAGUUCAAAUAAGCUUAGCUGGAACUUAGAAUGGAAAGGGCAUCCUCUAGUCCGAGAUCCCAAUAAGAUGUGGUUUACUGGUUUGAGUGUUGGGCAACUCUGGAGACCAGGGAUCAAAUGCCCACUUGAACAUGUAAACCCAAUGGUGACUCUGGGCUGAUCGGACACACUCAGCCAUAGGACACCCUGUGAUAGGGUUGCCAUAAGUCGGAAAUCGACUUGAAGGCACAGAACAGCAAAUGAUAAUAUUAAUCCUAAAGAGGGUUGUUACAAGAAAAAGUGCAAUUUUCCUCCCAAAAUGAUAAGAGAUGAAGACAUAUGUAAUUUAGAUGUGUUGCUCCAUGCACUGAAGGUCAUGAAGUCAGAUGGAAGAUCCAGGAACAUGCAUAUGUUCAGUGCAUACUGUGAGCCCUGCAUUGCCACCACAGCAUCACUAGAAGGUCUUAGGUGGCUGUCCAAAAUAGAACAUUUCUUUUCUUUCCUCAUGUGCUCCUUGCUGCUCAGCAACAGCAGAGCACAAAGAAAAGAUGGAAAUCCAUGUGGGCUAGAGAGACAGGGAAUUAUCACACAAUGGGCAAAUCACUGAAACUACUGUGGGGAGUACAGGGUUAGGAUGGGUCUCUAUAAAGCAGGCAUGGGCAAACUUCGGCCCUCCAGGUAUUUUGGACUUCAGUUCCCACAAUUCCUAACAGCUGGUAGAUUGUUAGGAAUUGUUGGAGUUGAAGUCCAAAACACCUGGAGGGCCAAGGUUUGCCCAUGCCUGCUAUAAAGUGUUAGUAAGUGAAAUCUCAUCAGGAAUAAGAGAGGUAAAACGAGCAGCAUGAAACAAAGAAAGGAAGAGGAUGUCAGUAAGAGGGAAAGAAGGGAAGAAAAAAUAUGGGGGAAUAGAGCUUGGGGUUUACAAUGUAGAUGGAAAAUAUACGGGACACCCUUUUGGUGCCCAAUUUGCCAUAAAGUUCAAUGAGAUAGAUGCGGAGUGGCAAGAGGAAUGAUCACAUCUCCUGCCCCCAUCUUCCGCAUAAUUUCAAAUAGUAUUCUCAAUUUUAUUUGAUUAUAAUUACAAUGACAAUCCUAACGCUAAAUUUUGCGCAGAAAGAAAAAUGUGAAGAACUUAAUGAUCACCCGCCUUGAAUUAACGUGAGAAUUUUUAAAAGAAACAUUUUAAAGGAAACAAAGGCUACUUUUUUGCCAAAAAGGAAGAGGUGUUUUGAUCUGUCUAGCUCAUCUGUGAUCUGAGUACUUCUUUACUCCCUAAAAUGUAAUGUUGGGGGAGAAAAAAAAACAAUGUUAUGGUGUUGCAAGAUUUCAUGAACUGUGCAAGUGUCGUCUGAACUGUACAAAUGAAGUCUGCAGCAGUGAAAUUAAUCUUUGAUCUUGUAAUCCGUAAUGCAACUUCUUUUCUCAGGCAAAUAAGUUCCUGGGGUGUGUAAUCAGGACUUCGAAACUGUGUGAUUUGGUACAAAAAUUAUUCAAUUAAAACUUUCAGAUUUCAA
This is a messenger RNA of Anolis carolinensis (green anole), 6907 nucleotides long. Its product is annotated as calcium-activated potassium channel subunit beta-2. Gene Ontology annotation, molecular function: calcium-activated potassium channel activity; potassium channel regulator activity. NCBI's taxonomy places the organism in Eukaryota, Metazoa, Chordata, Lepidosauria, Squamata, Anolidae. Gene Ontology annotation, cellular component: membrane; voltage-gated potassium channel complex. The transcript has 6 exons. The record is from RefSeq and is a predicted model, not a curated record. The coding region runs from base 2801 to 3688 and encodes 295 amino acids. Gene Ontology annotation, biological process: detection of calcium ion; potassium ion transport.